Messenger RNA from Kazachstania africana CBS 2517, 906 nucleotides. RefSeq lists its product as uncharacterized. The transcript has a single exon. Gene Ontology annotation, molecular function: structural constituent of cell wall. Gene Ontology annotation, cellular component: fungal-type cell wall. The record is from RefSeq and is a predicted model, not a curated record. NCBI's taxonomy places the organism in Eukaryota, Fungi, Ascomycota, Saccharomycetes, Saccharomycetales, Saccharomycetaceae. Gene Ontology annotation, biological process: fungal-type cell wall organization. Bases 1 to 906 code for a protein of 301 amino acids.
AUGCAAUACAAAAAAGUUUUAGCUACUGCUGUAAUUUCAACAACUGCUCUAUCCGCAUAUGUUCCAAGUGAACCUUGGACUACUUUGACACCAACUGCUACUUACAGCGGUGGGAUCACAGACUAUUCCUCAUCUUUUGGCAUUGCUGUUCAACCAAUUUCCACUUCUACUGCAUUAGCUAAAAGAGCCAAGACCACUGCCGAAGCUGUCUCUCAAAUUGGAGAUGGUCAAAUUCAAGCCACUACAGCAACCAGCACUAGCAAGAAGACCAAGACAACAGCGGCCGCUGUCUCACAAAUUGGUGAUGGUCAAAUUCAGGCUGCCACCAGUACUUCAUCAUCAAGUACCAAGACAAAGACAACUGCUACUGCUGUAUCACAAAUAGGUGAUGGCCAAAUUCAAGCCGCUACUAGUACCACUCAAAGCAAAGUCAGCGCUGCAGCUGUCUCUCAAAUAGGUGAUGGUCAAAUACAGGCCUCUACUUUGACAUCUUCUUCCACCUCUGCAACUAAAAAAGACAAAUCCUCUUCAACUUCUACUUCAACUUCUACUUCAGCAGCAACUUCGGAAAGUUCUUCCUCAUCCAGCGACCCAGUUAGUGCAGUUUCAUGCAAGAAUAACGGUACUUUAGCAAUGACACUAGACGGUAGUAUAUUGACCGAUGAAAAGGGUAGAAUUGGUUCCAUCGUUGCCAACAGACAGUUCCAAUUCGAUGGUCCACCACCACAAGCCGGUGCUAUCUAUGCUGCAGGUUGGUCCAUUACUCCAGAUGGUAACUUAGCCAUUGGUGACAAUGAUGUCUUUUACGAAUGUCUAUCUGGUGACUUCUACAACUUGUAUGAUGAGAGUAUUGGUUCUCAAUGUUCACCAAUUCACUUAGAAGUUGUAGAUUUAGUCGAUUGCUGA